CCUGACUGAACUGUAUCAUUCAUUCGGUUCACUUCUAUUCGAUCGGUCUUGCAAGUUUAUAAUCUACGGUCAAAAUGGCGUUUAAGAUGAUUGCCCUGUUUGCCACUCUGGCUUGUGCCAGCGCUGGUUACAUCGAAGCUGAUCAUGCCCCAAUGGCUCAUUAUUCGUCCGCUCCUGCCGUGAGCUACAGCUCGGUCACCCAUCAUUCUUCUCCAAAGCUGGCUGUGGCCAAGACCGUGGCCUACGCCGAGCCGGCAGUUCACUAUGCUGAACCAGCCGUACACUAUGCUGCCCCAUUGGCCGUGCACCAACCAACCGUUCAUCACCAGACCUUGGUGGCUCAGCCAGCUUACACCAAAACCAUCGUCCAGCAGCCAUCGUACACUUACUCCCAUGCUGCACCACUCUCCUACAGCGCCCCACUGGUUAAGAACGUUGAGUACAGCAAGACGCUGGCUUAUGCUCCACUUGCCAAGACCGUCGUAGCCCAGCCAGCCUACACCAAGACCAUUGUGUCCCAGCCAGCCUACACCAAGGUUUAUGCUGCCCAGCCAACUUACACCAAGACCCUGGUCGCUCAACCAACCUAUGCCAAAACCCUGGUCUCGGAGCCAAUCUAUGCCCAUGCUGCCCCAGCUAGCCAUCUUUCCCACGUCAGCUACGCCGACAAUAGCGCUCACUAUGCUUGGUAAACUAUUUGAGGACGUGACAGUGUUCAGAGAGAGAGAGAGAAAGGAUAAUGUGAUCACAAAAAGCGGUAAUGUCCACAGCCGAUGUCGAAUAUGUUGUACAGUUUUGUUAAAUAUAUUUGUUGAAAAUUA
Toxorhynchites rutilus septentrionalis is the source of this 821-nucleotide messenger RNA. Its product is annotated as cuticle protein-like. The coding region runs from base 75 to 692 and encodes 205 amino acids. Lineage: Eukaryota; Metazoa; Arthropoda; Insecta; Diptera; Culicidae. The record is from RefSeq and is a predicted model, not a curated record. The transcript is spliced from 2 exons.